Oryzias melastigma (Indian medaka) is the source of this 5297-nucleotide messenger RNA. RefSeq names its product synaptonemal complex protein 2 (gene sycp2). NCBI's taxonomy places the organism in Eukaryota, Metazoa, Chordata, Actinopteri, Beloniformes, Adrianichthyidae. The record is from RefSeq and is a predicted model, not a curated record. The coding region runs from base 377 to 4963 and encodes 1528 amino acids. The transcript has 46 exons.
UGCUUGUGAUUGGGCUGAGGUUACGCAUGUUUUACGCACGGUAGACGGAAACAGAAUUUUAUGGGUGUAAAAAUCUAAUGCUACGCUAACGCUGCGCGCGCGCCCUGCAAGCUAAACUAGCUAACGCGGAAUUCGCGCGCUUGCUGGGCUUCUGGAUUAAAAACAGUUAUAAAAUCCACAUGAGUAAAAUGUAACCGUUGGUUGGUACAAAUCGUCGUCAAGCUAUCUGCAAAACAAAUAUUUGCUAUAAACCAGAUUAUAUUUAACGAGCGGAGUUCCUUUUGAGAACAGCGCGGCCUAGCGGCGGCGAGUGUUUUUAAAAAUGGCAGCAAGUCAGAGCUUACAGACAUGUCAUUUUGCCUAGUUGGAGAGUGCCAUGGAUGAGGUGUUAAAAAAUGGAAAUGUUCAAAUACUUGAAGCCUUUAUUGAAAGAUCCUCGGAUCAGGAGACCCUCACGCAUUGUUCCCCACAUUUUUUGGACAAAUUGGACGAACUUGUCAGCAAAAGCUUAGAACAAAAUGAUGGAAAAGCUGCCAGUUUAGGUUUUGCUAGUCUCCACAAGUUAGGAAAACACCUGAAACUACCACAUGGAGAAGGGCUCUCAGAGUUCAUGAAUAAAGGACUGGUACAAAAGAUGGUACAGUGGUUCGAGAAAUGCAAAGAGCUAUGGAUCACGUGUGGCCCACGCUGGGAUGAGGCUUUGUUCAGUUUAUCUGAGAACUUCUUGAAUGCUCUAAUGGUGGUUCAUGAGGCAUCCAGGGAAGGAACAAUGAAAAUUACAGAGCACUUCCUGUAUCCUGUUGGUCAGUUGGCAGUAGAUCCCAGAAUCUACAUCCUGAUCCAGAAAGAGGCCAUACGCAAAUACAACCUAAUCCUGGACAAAAUUCCAAUGGAACUCAAGAAACGGAGGAAGAUCCUAACAUCCCAGGAAUCAUCAGAUAUCAUGACCAAACUUGCUGGUCGAAUAAUGAAGGGUGGUGAUUAUGACCUGCAGUCAUCAUUGAUGGAAGCAUUGUGCAGAAUGGCGACUCCAGCCCUGAGGAAAAAACUUGCUGAUCAGUGGUUCACUUUGGGGCAUGUGGCUACUGCUUUCUCUCAGAUCACAGAUUCAGAGUUUGAGACGACUUGUCGUAAGUUUCUGAACAUGGUGAAUGGCAUGCAAGGAGAGAAGAGAAGAGUGUGCUCUUAUCCUUGUUUGGAAGUUUUUCUGGGAAAGUAUGAGCUCCUGAUGCCCUCAGAUGAGAAUCUGGAAGAAUUCUGGAUUGAUUUCAACCUCGACAGUCGCAGCAUCACCUUUUACUGCUCUCUACCUGAGGAGAAGGAAGGUCACUGGGAGACGAUCUGCAUCAAUGAGAAUGAAGUUGAAAGCUAUUCUGUUACAGAGGAAAAAAAGAGGCAGGUCUUGAAGAUAAAGCUGUCAGAGGUGGUGGUGGUUGGGGAAGUGGAAGGAUCCAGACUCGUCAUUUACUUCAGCUGUGCCUUAGACAUCCUACAGGCUGCUCGCGGCGUCUUUGGCAACAUUCAAAACAAACGCACAUCUGUAUCAAAAACUGCAAUAGAGAUGAGCAGCACCCAGAUUGUUCCUGAAAGUCAGGUUUCCUUAAGUGGGAGUGAGAAAACUUAUGCAGCCCCCACUUCACGUGUCCCUCCUGGAAUUUGUCAGAUGGUGACUCCUUCCAGGAUGAAGGUGUCGGAGUCCACAGGCUUUGUAAGGACCAGUGCAAGUGGAAAAGUGAAUCCAGACUAUUUUGCUGCAUUCAAAUCAUCAGACAAGGACAAAGGGAGAUCCUCUGUGCAAACAGCAUCUGUGUGUGAUACAACUGUGAGAAUCAGUACAAAUGCUGGUGGCAUUAAACAAAAGAAGACUCCAGAGGCAGAAGCAACAGAAAUGUUUGUAGCUGAUCAGAAGGGAGAGCCGUCUCAAGAGCAUGAAAUUGUACCUGACACCCAACACAGAGCUGGCUUAAAAACAUCAUCUAAUUUGAGCAAAUUGUCCAUUUCUGAAAUACUAACAAUGCCAACGCAGAAGGUUUGCACUUUGCCUCAACAAGGUUUGGUGGGACCACAACAGACUUCAUCCUCAAGACAAAAAAAUUCAGUUUCCCACCCAAACUUAGCCAUCCAAAAACAAUUUCAUAGUGAGCUCACCCUGCGCCUGCAGCAGGUCCAACGUGAAAGAAACACAGAUCCUCCACUUCAGCAGCCAGUUAUGCUACUGAGAAAAACACCCAAUACCAGAGGGCGCUCAAAAGACAGAAGCUGCGGAAAUCUGGGUGAUUUUCCUGAAAAAAAGAACAACACUAAAGAAGAAUGUAAAGGCAAUCUGGAGACUGUCUCAGCAGAAGUCAAGAGCUCCACAGCCAGAACAACACGUAAGAGAAUGAAAGAUAAGGAGAAAACUAAGAUGACUCUUUCAAGCAACGAGAAAAGAAAUGCAGAGGUGGCUGGCAAUAUGGUGAAGUUCAUUUCUAGCCACUACGAUAAAAACACCCAAAGCACAGGAAAUCCAGCCCCCCCUGCAGUCAGUCCCACCCAGAAAUGCAUCCCCCCUUCUAUCAACAGACCAAAUUUCAACAUGAGCUGGUUAUCAAAAUAUAAAGGGAAAAUACCUGGAGCUCUGAGCUUUACAGCACCCAACCAAAAAAACACAACAAACUCAGUCAGGCCAAGUAAAGAUGUCUUUGAAUUCAACCUUGACUCUCCUCUCAGUGUUGGGAGGAAGAACAAAACCCACGCAGAAAUCUCUGCUAUUUCUAGCAGAUCCUCUGCUGUCAGCACAACCAAGAAAGCAAGGAAACCUGAGACCAAAAGUAAACCCAAAAGUAAAAAGCAUGUGUUUAGUGACACAGAAGUGGAAACCACCAGGACAGAGGUCAGCUGGCUGAUAGAAUCCUCCAUGAAGCCCAAGAAAAAAGUGAAUCAGUAUCAAAGACAGGCUGUCAGAAAACCCAGAGCCAACUCUCCUCAUCCUGGGCAAAAAUCUCCAGAUUUGCUCCCACCCACUUUGAAUCCUCUAAAAGGGAAUAACAAACCCAAAACGAAGAAUCCUGGUUUGAAGAAACCAGUGGAUCAACCAAAGGAAGCAAAGAUGGUGAGGUCAACUGCAGCCUCCAGCAUACCAGAAGCACCUGGGAAAAGACCCAGAAGAGGUGCAGCCUUAACAAGGAGUUACAGAGAGCUUCAUAGUGAUGACAGCCUGUCUGAACCCGAGAACGUUCCCGCUCCAAAGAAAUGUUCUGUGGCGAGAAAGAAGAAAAACAAAGAGUCCACUUCAGAGGUGCCUCAUCUAAAGAAGAAAACAAACAUCUUUACAGACCAACCUGAACAUUCAGACAAGAGGGAGAGGAACAGCAGCAGCAGGAGCAGCAGCAGCAGGCAGUCGGAUGUUGAAAAACAACCUGCUCUAAAGCUCAGUUCCGAUGAUGACCUUCAGAUUUCUCCUGGAGCGAAAAAGAAAACUGCCAAUCCUGCUCAGAAACGGAGAAAGCCUGUCAAAGACUCCUCGGGUCCCUCCAAGAACUCCUCCCCUUCCUCUGUUGAGAAGAUGAGAUCUGCAGAGGGGUCAGCCUCAACCGUGAAUUUGGCCUGCUCCACUACCCUCACCCCACAGGGGUCCCCAGUCCCUGUCAGCCCCAUGCUUCCCUGCCAGGGCGCCCCCUCGUCCAUCCUGCUGCUACGCAAACCUUGCUCUACAGUCAGCAGUGAAGGAGAAGGCAAGACAUCUUUGCACAGUUCAGAGAAGAACUUCAAUUUAUCCAAACGUCACUUGGGGAGGCCCGAGUCCACUCCCUGUUCACGGAAACAUGAAAUCGCUGUGUCCCGACCUCUCAAUGGACCCAAAACACCAGAGGAACAUCUGCCUCUAAAACCUCAGCCUACAUUUUAUCCGUCCACUCAGCCCCUGUUAACCUCAACUCUACUUCAGCAAAAAAUCCCUCCCGUAACUUCUACCCCUCAGUCGCCUUACCCUGAAGACAGCCCUGGUUUGGGAUGUCAGCUUGACUUCAGAAAAGUCUCAACAGAAUCCCUGGAUUCACUAAGCCCGUCGUCUGCCAAGUCAGUGGAAAUCAGCAGUAGAAGCUUCAAGGAGAGCCCCAAUGUUCCAGUGACGGUCUCCAUCCAAAGAGAGCAAACACCACUGGCAGCUCAGGACCUGGAUGCUUCACAGCCUUUUAUUUCAGGGCCCAGUCGCAAGCGUCGCAGCUCAAUGUCCAGUAAUUCUGAUGAAGAAAAGAAGAAUAGAUAUGGAAAAGAAAAAAAGAAGAAAAACCAGUUUAGAACGCAGCGCUCUCCUCGAAUCAAACCAAGGAAACUCUUCAAGUCAUUCACUGAAGUGUCUGCUUCAGAAAAGAUGAGCCUGGCUGUUUCUACAUCUCACCUGAGCUUCACUCACUGUGGAUCUGAUGCAACCGAUGGAGACGUAGAUGUGGAUGAGAGCUUAGGUUGUCCAGACAUUUCUGUAAACCAGAGUAGCUUGUACCAGCAUCUGAGCUCUGAGCUGAAAAACAAGCUGCAGAACCGCUGCAAAGUGCUGGAAGUUUACGGCAAGGAGUCUUCAAAGUCUGUUAAGAAACACAUCUCUUCCAUCAAUGUCCAGCUUAACAAACACAGAACUCAAAGACUCGAGCAUGUUAAGGAGGUUCUCCUGGAAGAGAUCCACAGCAUGGAGGAGAACGAGAACAUGCUGAAUAACAUGGAGAAAGACCUGACUAUAUUUUGGAAAAAGCAAACAGGGACCUUUAAGAAAUACCAGAAGCAAGAAGUAAGGAGAAAUGAAACUCUGAAGAGAGCUCUCCAGAUGAACGCAUCUCCCAGCCUCAAGUACGAGGCAGAAAUAUUCACAUCAGAGAUGUGUCUGAUAAAGAAAGACAUGAAGUCUGUUCAGGACAGGCUCCUCAAUGAGAUGCUAGAGGGGGAGAUCCAGAGUGUUAAAAGAGGACUCCACGCCUUGUUUUUCCAGUGAUGGAGUCCGGUUGAAUGCUGCUGCAUUCAUCAGCCAGAGUUUUUCUCAGCAUGUGAUGCACAUCGUCCUGUUUAUUUCAGCUGUGCUCACUUGACGUUCAUGUUUUAUGCUGCACCUAAUGAUCCAAGUUCUGUGUUUACCCUCAGCUGUUGUGCUUUUCCCCUAUAUGUUGAUGUUGUCAAAGUUCAAUGAGUUUUCUUCUGUAAAAUCUUUGACAUUUCUGAAACAUUACUUUUAUGUCAGAAGUUCUUAAAAGUCAUUUUAAUAUUUAUUCUUAAAUAAUUUAUUUAGAUGAACUUCUGAGAAUUGUAAACUAAAUGUUCGAAUUCUUAAA